AUGAUGGCUCCUCUCGCGCGCUUCCUUUGCGCCUCUUUGGCCGUCGCUACCUCCGCAUCUGCUACUUUCCACCAGCUCGAGCGCCGCCAGAAUGGCACCAGCAGCACCGGCUCAAUGUGCCCGGGCUACAGCGCCAGCGAUGUUCAGAAGAACGCCAAUGGCUUGACCGCCAAGCUGACUUUGGCCGGCGAGGGCUGCAACAUCUACGGCAACGACAUCAAGGACCUGACUUUGACGGUCGAGUACCAGACUGACAACCGUCUUCACGUGUUGAUCCAGGAUGCCAACCAACAAGUCUACCAAGUCCCCGAAUCCGUUUUCCCUCGCCCGACCUUCACCGGUGUCAAGAACGGCUCAAGCAACCUCGUCUUCGACUACGUCCAGGAGCCUUUCAGCUUCACAGUCAAACGCCGUAGCAGCGGCGAAGUCCUCUUCGAUACAUCUGCAGCAUCGCUCAUCUUCGAAGACCAAUAUGUGCGCUUGAGGACUGCGCUCCCACAAAACCCAAGCCUCUACGGCACGGGUGAGCACACCGAUCCAUUUAUGCUGAAUACCACCAACUACACUCGUAUCGUGUGGAACCGCGACGCCUACGGAACCCCCGCAGGCUCCAACCUCUACGGUACCCACCCAGUCUACUACGACAACCGUGGCAAGAAUGGCACGCACGCCGUCUUCUUGCUCAACUCGAACGGAAUGAACUACAAGAUCAAUGAUGACGAGGGCCAGUACCUCGAAUACGACCUUCUUGGAGGCGUGCUUGACUUCUACUUCCUGGCUGGCCCCACGCCGGUCGAGGUUGCAGAGCAGUACUCCGAGGUUGUGGGCAAGCCAGCGUUGAUGCCAUACUGGGGCUUCGGUUUCCACCAGUGUCGUUACGGAUACCAGGAUGUCUACGACGUUGCAGAAGUUGUCGCGAACUAUUCGGCUGCCAACAUUCCUCUGGAGACCAUGUGGACUGACAUUGACUACAUGCAUCUUCGUCAAGUUUUCACCUUGGACGGGGCGCGCUACCCUCUGAACCUCAUGCGAGAGCUCGUUUCUACACUGCACAGCCGUCAGCAGCAUUACAUUGUCAUGGUGGAUCCAGCCGUUGCGUACCAGGACAAUGCGCCGUUCAACAACGGAAAGGACCAGGACAUCUUCAUGAAGCGCGAGAACGGUUCGAUCUACAAGGGAGUCGUCUGGCCCGGUGUGACUGCCUUCCCUGACUGGUUCCACCCCAACACUCAAGGCUACUGGGACGGCGAGUUCCAAAGCUUCUUCAGCGCUGACUCUGGUGUUGACAUCGAUGCCCUUUGGAUUGACAUGAACGAUCCUAGCAACUUCUGCAACUACCCCUGCAGCGACCCAGAAGAGCAGGCACGCACAAUGGGUAACCCUCCUCGUCCACCGGCGGUUCGUCUUGGUGCCCCUCGACCCAUCGCUGGGUUCCCUGCGGACUUCCAGCCAGUGUGCAAGUCUCAGGUCAACUUCCGUGUCAAUGGUUCCACCUUCUAUGGCGAGAACAUCAUUGUCUAUGGCAACGUGUCGACCAUCGGAGCCGACGACAUCACCAACGCUGCUCCCCUUGACGCCACCAGCUACCCUGUGUGGAGCGCUCAGAUCGACGUCCCAGCCAACACCGUCGUUUCGUUCCAGUUUGUUCGCGCAGAGCCGGAUGGCACGUAUGUGUAUGAGGCUCAAAAUCACACCAUGUCCACUGGCGGCUGCAACAGCACUGAAGAGACCCCCGUCUACAACAUCACUACGUCUUCGCCACCUCAGAACAGCAAGGUGAGGCGUUUCAUCGACUUCUCAUACCUGGACCACCCUGCCCUGCCAAACAUCAAGCGUCAGUCCACUGGUGACAAGAAGGGUCUCUCUGGCCGUGAUCUUAUCAACCCAGAAUACGACAUCCAAAAUGCUGCCGGGUCCCUCAGCAACAAGACUGCCGACACCGACAUUGUCCUCUACAGCGGCAACGUGGAGUACGAUACCCACAACAUUUACGGAUCGAUGAUGUCGGAAGCCUCCCGCAUUGCCAUGUUGAGCCGUCGUCCAUCCGUCCGCCCACUGAUCAUCACUCGUUCCACUUUUGCAGGCUCUGGCUCUCAGGUCGGCAAGUGGACUGGUGACAACCUCUCCAGCUGGUUCCACUACUUGAUCUCUAUCACCGAGAUUAUGGAGUUCAACUCGCUCUACCAGGUUCCCAUGGUCGGAUCUGAUGUUUGCGGUUUCGGUGACAACACCAACGUCAACCUCUGCUCGAGAUGGGCCUCUCUUGGUGCGUUUGCUCCAUUCUACCGCAACCACAACCAGGACGGCUCGAUCCCACAGGAGUUCUACCGCUGGCCACAAGUCGCCGAGGCUGCACGCAACGCCAUCGAAAUCCGAUACAAGCUCCUCGACUACUUCUACACCGCAUUCUACAAGCAGAACCAGACCGGUACCCCAUCGAUCCAGCCAACAUUUUUCCACUACCCAGAGGACCCCAACACCGCUCCUCUUGGCUUCCAGUACUUCUUCGGCCCAGGCCUCUUGGUGGCUCCAGUCGUCGAGGAGAACAGCACCGUCGCCAACUUCUACCUUCCAAACGAUGUCUUCUAUGACUACUACACUCACGCGAAGAUCCAAGGUACCGGCGCUCCAUACACCGUCACCGAAGUUGCCUACACCUCGAUCCCGCUGUACUACAAGGGAGGUCAGAUCCUUGCCCAGCGCGAGAACUCCGCCAACACGACCACGGAGCUGCGCAAGCAGAACUUCAACAUCGUGAUCGCACCAGGCAAGAACGGCACCGCCGAGGGAGACCUCUACCUCGAUGACGGCAACAGCCUCGUCCAGCAGAGCUACAGCUACAUCCACUUCAGCUACUCGUCCAACGGCCGCUUCCGCAUGACCGGCCACUUCGGCUACGACUCGGGAUGCUUCAUCUCCAGCAUCACCGUCCUCGGCAAGAGCGGCUCGAACGGAACGCACAGCAGAGUCAAGGCCGACCAGCAGAUUUCUCUGACGCAAGAGUACGACAGUUCGGUAUAG
Messenger RNA from Zasmidium cellare ATCC 36951, 3021 nucleotides. Its product is annotated as glycoside hydrolase family 31 protein. Bases 1 to 3021 code for a protein of 1006 amino acids. Gene Ontology annotation, biological process: carbohydrate metabolic process. The transcript is spliced from 3 exons. Gene Ontology annotation, molecular function: starch binding; hydrolase activity, hydrolyzing O-glycosyl compounds. The record is from RefSeq and is a predicted model, not a curated record. Lineage: Eukaryota; Fungi; Ascomycota; Dothideomycetes; Mycosphaerellales; Mycosphaerellaceae.